This is a messenger RNA of Nematostella vectensis (starlet sea anemone), 2093 nucleotides long. Its product is annotated as protein PLANT CADMIUM RESISTANCE 2. Bases 39 to 368 code for a protein of 109 amino acids. The transcript has 3 exons. The record is from RefSeq and is a predicted model, not a curated record. Lineage: Eukaryota; Metazoa; Cnidaria; Anthozoa; Actiniaria; Edwardsiidae.
AUAUCUUACCGCAUCUACCCACCACUACCUCUUCAAAGAUGGCCAAUGAUUGGAACAAUGGUCUCUUCGGCUGCUUCAACGAUUGUGGAACCUGUUUGAUCACGUAUAUAGCUCCGUGUUAUACGUUCGGUAAGAACGCCGAGGCUGUGGGAGAUAGCUGUUUGCUAUGCGGGCUGGCUUUCUUUGUUCCAGUGGUCGAUCUUAUAGUGAUGUCCAGCGUCCGUGGCAAGAUUCGUGAACAGCAUGGCAUCAGCGGUUCGUUUAUUGGUGAUUGUGCUGCGACGAUCUGCUGCCCAUUUUGCUCUCUAGUUCAGUCUGCACAACAAGUCAAAGGAGCGCCCGGCUCGCAAUCUAUCGCUCGCUGCUAGAUGUAGUGGCAACAGAAACUUUUCACAGCUUCACUGGAUUUUUACUCAGCCUGAGCCCUCUAUUAUUGUCUUAUCCUUGGAAGAAAGAAAAUGGAGUGAUCUUGUACUCUGAGAAAUUAUUCUCCUGUGCAGAAGAACAAUUUUUACAGCGUCCAAGACUUCCGGUGUAGCCCUCCACCGUAGGACCUGAACAAAAUUUAAGAUGACUAAAUGAUUUUAUUUAGAUAUUAGCGUCAAAGUGCCCACCUAUGUUAUGUAUUAUAAAUGUAACAACGGAGGAGUUUAGAAACCGUAUCUCCCUUUGGGUUUUGUGUGUGGGGGGGAAAUUAUCUUGCGGGUGGCUGUCAUAUCGGCACACAUUUGGGACGAAAAAGAAAAAGGUUAAUCACAAGCAACAACAACAACAAUCAAGCAGUUGCGUUCUUGGGCUGGCUAGCAUUGCUUUCUUCCCGUUUGUUUCUCACAGUUCAUUUUGUUAUUUUUUAUGGUAAUCCAAUAUUUAUUACCAUAGGAAAAGAAAAGCACUCCAAAAUAAAAAAAGUAAUGCGCUUGUUGAUUAACUUAUCGAAUUCAAAACCAGAACAUAAAACCUGAAUAACUCGAACACAAAACCCGGAUAACUCGAAUACAAAACCCGGAUAAUUCGAAUACAAAUCCAUCCUCGAGGACCCAGGGCGUGGCGGAGAUCGGGGACGCAGGAAGGAUGACACAAACCCCUGAUCACUCGAACACAAAACCCGGAUAACUCGAACACAGAAUUCGGAUCACCCGAACACAAAACCCGGAUAACUCGAACACGAAACCCGGUUAACUCGAACACAAAACCCGAAUAACUCGAAUACAAAACCCGGAUAACUCGAACACAUACUCCUUAAUUAGUUUAUUACAGUAACUGCUUAAUCUGUGAAUAAUGAUAAGAAAGCAAGUUUACAAAUACAUUAAAUAAUAAUAAAUUUACCUGGAGUGACGUCUCCAACAUAACCAUCUGCGUUAGCUAUCAUCGACAGAAUAUUCCUCGACAUGAUUGCAGCUGCACUCUUGCAUUAGAGUCAAGCAAAAGAGUAUGGUAGUAUGGCCGCGCUUUGAAAGUCGGCAACACAGCGUAUAUCCCUCGCAGCUGUCCUGUAAACUUGCUUUCUUUGCUUUCUUAUCAUUAUUCACAGAUUAAGCGGUUACUGUAAUAAACUAAUUAAGGAGUAUGCAAUUUUCAGGAAUGUGUACUGCGUUUGUAUAAAUGAUAAAGAAAGGGAAGUCUUCUAUCAUUAUUGCGUACAUAUCCAAAGACUUUGGUCUGGAGUGGAGAUGCAGUUGUAGAAGAAAGCCAAUGUAAUUUUGAUUGAUUUGUGUAUUAUUUAUUUGUGUAUUAUUUCUGUAUUAUAUAGAUAAUUUUUUUCUCUCCAAACCUGACAUAUUGCAGAACGGGAGCAUUACACCAUAGUCUUUUGAUAAUUAUAAGAUCAAUUAUUUGCUGAGUUUGAUCGCUAAUAUGUCUUAAAAACUAUAGGAUUCCAUUUGUAAAAACAUUAUAAGCUAUAGCCUUAUUAAAAUUACACGUUAAUAGUUGUUGUGUUUGAUAUCAUCUUGCAAUAACAAUUAUCCUCAACAUAACUUUAAGAAGACACCCGAAUUUCUGAAAAUUGCCUGGGAUGUGAAUUUAUGUUAUUAUAGUUGGUGCAAUCAUAUAGUGCAAUCAAAAUAUCAAAUAAGCCCCACCCCCCCCCCCCC